CACUUAAUGCACUCACACGCACGCCCGCGCGCACGCGCCUAGAUCGAUAGUCCGUGUGUGAUCAGCUCUGCUGCAGGACCGCGCACUCGCACUGUCCUCUGGCGGGGAGCGGAGGUCCCGGUCCCGGUCCCGGUGUCGGUCCCGGUCAGUCAGUCAUAGUCAGUCAGUCAGUCAGCAGGCAGCCCAGCAGCCCAGCAGCCCAGCAGCAUUAUUGAGGAGGCGGCGCUCCUCCUAUAAAUCCUCCGCGCAGUCAGCGGGCGCUCAGAGGCGAGACGGCCGAGCGGAAGCGCAGCGAUCCCGGCUGCCUUUUUUUUCCCUCCCCCCGCUCCUGGUUGCUUCCCCGGGGCUCCGCAGCGCCGCACGCCGACUACAGCGCACCGCCGGGCGGAUAGGCGAGUUGUGACAUGCCGGUUCGGGACGUCGCGGAGCUUCGCCCGGUGGCGCUACAGCGGACUCUCCGUCCUCCUCCGCGGCACUUUGCACUUCUCUAACGGGACUUUUUCUUCUUUAUGUCCCGGAGCUGACAUGUUCCACGGCGGACGGCCGCGGGCCUCUAACAGGUCCGCCGCAGGGCGCGUGUAAGGUCAAAGUUCAGCCCAACUUGGACAUGUGAGAAGUUCGGGGGGCAACAGGAGGGCUCCACGCCCCCCCCCCCCCUCCCCCCCACUCUGUCUUUCUCACGCACGCAGCACGAGCACGCGCACCGUGGACCAGACAUGUACUCUCCUCUAUGUCUCACGCAGGAUGAGUUCCAUCCGUUCAUCGAGGCUCUGCUGCCGCACGUGCGCGCCUUCGCCUACACGUGGUUCAACCUGCAGGCCAGGAAGAGGAAGUACUUCAAGAAGCACGAGAAGAGGAUGUCCAAGGAGGAGGAGCGCGCCGUCAAGGACGAGCUGCUGGGCGAGAAGCCCGAGGUCAAGCAGAAGUGGGCGUCCCGCCUCCUGGCCAAGCUGCGCAAGGACAUCCGGCCCGAGUUCCGCGAGGACUUCGUGCUGACGGUGACGGCCAAGAAGGCGCCAUGCUGCGUGCUGUCCAACCCCGACCAGAAGGGCAAGAUGCGGCGCAUCGACUGCCUGCGUCAGGCGGACAAGGUGUGGCGCUUGGACCUGGUCAUGGUCAUCCUCUUCAAGGGAAUCCCUCUGGAAAGUACGGACGGCGAGCGCCUGGUCAAGUCGCCGCAGUGCGCCAACCCCAGCCUGUGUGUGCAGCCGCACCACAUCGGUGUCUCCGUCAAAGAGCUGGACCUCUACCUGGCCUACUUCGUGCACGCAGAAGGCGGCCAAUCAGAGAGCCCCAACCAGUCCAAUGAUGCGGACAUCAAAGACCAGGCGGAGAAUGGUCAUUUGGGCUUCCAGGACAGUUUUGUCACACCAGGAGUGUUUACAGUGGCCGAACUUGUACGAGUAUCGCAAACGCCCAUCGCUGCUGGGAGCGCUCCUAACUUCUCGCUGGCGGACCUGGACAGCUCCUCCUACUACAGCAUGAGUCCAGGAGCCAUGAGGAGGCCCCUCCCCAGCACCUCCUCCUCCAGCUCGGCCAAGAGGAUCAAGUGCAUGGAGGAGGACGUGGACAGUCCGGGGGAGGAGUCUUACUAUCCCCCUCAGGGUCGCUCGCCAGGCAGCGGCAGUCAGACCAGCAGCUGGCACGAGGAGCCAGGAUAUAAGCUGCGCGGCUCGCUAGCUAGCUCCUUCAUCUCCCGACAAGGGAUGGCGUUGGCCGGCGGCGCCUUAAAGAGGUCAGCUUUCUACGAGGCCACGCCUCCACCUACUGGCCACGCCUCCUCUUCCUCUUCUUCUUCUUCUUCUUCUUACUCCUCCCCCCGAAUGGCUUUCACGCAUCAUCAUCGCCCCGUCAUUACCGUACCUCGAGCCAGCCCCCACGCCCCCCCCUCCAGCCUGCAUUUCUCCUCCUCCCCCAUCCUGCAGCAGCCCGCCUCCUACUUCUCCCACCCGGCCAUCAGGUACCACCCCCAGGAGACCCUCAAGGAGUUUGUGCAGCUGGUGUGUCCUGACUCCGCCCAGCAGGCCGGACAGGUGGGCUUCCUCAACCCUAAUGGUAGCUCGCAGGGAAAAGUCCACAAUCCUUUCCUGCCCACACCCAUGCUGCCCCCGCCCCCUCCUCCCCCCAUGGCCCGGCCCGUACCGCUGCCAGUCGACGCCAAGCCGCCCUCCACCUCCUCCACUGAGGGAGGGGGGAACUCACCCACCUCGCCCACCUACUCAGCCCCGCCCACCACAUCUCCUGCUCAGAGAUUUGUCAGCGUGGGACCGCGAGACCCCGCCUUCAACAUCCCGCAGCAGCCGCAGUGGUACCUGGGAUAACGACUCCAGAGGCCCCUCCCCCUGCGUGCACCUGUACAACAAUGGCUGCAGCCCCUCCCCCAAUCUGACAAGAACGAUGUCCCGCCCCCCCUCCUGCACCCUCCUCCCCCAACGCGCCUGACUCCGCCCCCACCAGCAUCAGCAUGGCUCGGGCGGGUCCAAGGGUCCAGUCAGGUGACUGUCUGGGUCACAUGACUUUGUUUGGUGCCAGCCCCGCCUCCCGGGCCCUCCCUUUUUGUGAGGGGUGGGGCCAAGACUGACGGAUUCCCCCCCCCCCCCCCCCGACCCCACCCCGCCCCUGUCAGGAAAAGGGUCUCUCCAAGGACAAGGACGCCCCUUGAUGGAAGAGUGGGCGGGGCUUGUUCAGGUUUUCUUUUCUCUUCACAUCAUUUUGGCUCCUCCCCCUCCAGUGUGAUGACGCUAGGGGGCGGAGCCGCGUGGAAUAUGGACGUGAGGAAAGUGCAAUUGUGUUGGCUAGCUGGUUAGCGAGCUAGCCGCUUCUUUUACCCAGCAGUCCUCUCGCACCUCUGGACUCUAAACUAGUGAGGUACAAAAGACUUCUCUUCCUCUUCCUCUUCUUCUUCUUCUUCUUCUUCUUUGUUCCUGGUGGAAAUCCCUUUAAAAGACUGAAAUUAACUUAUUUAUUGUUUGUUUCAAUCCACGACAAUGUGACUUUCAACCUUUUUCCCCUCCUCGCUUCCUGUUUGCCAGAUAAUCUCCAAGGGGCGUGGCCUGGCCACAGGCUGCUCCGCGAUUGGCCCGGCUCUCCAAGAGGCCGCGUCCAGUCCACAGCACUUAGGCGUGGUGAGGACUAUCUAUGUACAUAAAUAUAGAAUAUAUACACCUGCAUGUCCUAGUGUUAGUCACAUAGAUGAUGUAGUUAGUCACAUGCUUCCUUUUCUAUCUCCUGGCCCCGCCCCUCCACUCCCGCCUGAUGACUUUUUGUGAAAUGAACGGUUGGCCUUUACUUUGUUGUUCAAUUCAUCAGACGGACUUUUGGCAAACAAUCAAUGUAGUGCCUAAAUGAAAGACACUUAACGAGUCAAAUAGAAUUUCAACCCGGAGGAGACAAUCAGUCGUUGAGGGAACUGAUGACAAUUUCACCAAACCUCCUCACACGCCGGGUUGGGACCACGGUGCUGGUCAUGUGACUUCCUGUCGUGCUAAUUCCUGAGAGGAACGGCGACGACUUCAUUAUGCAAAACUUGCACUUCCUGUCGGCUUUUUCUUUCUCUUCCCGUCAACCAAAGUUAGCACGCGACCGGCGCCGCCUAGUGGCCGGUCCCUAAAAAAAACAAAACAAACAUAUGAUAACCACGAAAGCCCCCCCCCCCUUCUACUUCCCGGUGACAAUCUCGCCAAGCUGAGCCGCCGUCACUCGGGGGGGGGGGGACUUCCUCCCCGGACUCUGCGGUCGCUAACGAGCCUUAACGAGUCCUGAAGGUGUUUACACUUUUGUCACGUGAUCGCCGACUUCCUUUCCUGCUGACGUGCACUAAAGCCCGCCCCCGGGGGGGUCGCAAGAAAGGUCAAAGCAAUAUGUGUGUUGUUGUGUAGUUGUUGUGGCGCGGCAGUGAGGACGUCACACCUGUGUGUACCUGCCCCCCCCCCAUACACACACCUUUUUGUUUUUGUGUGCUUGUAAUGAUGAUGAUGAUGACUCAGCAUCCUCCUCUUCCUUUGUGUCGCUCAUUCCACGCGGAAAUAAACUACAUCAACAUUCUUUUUUUUUUUUGGGUUUCUUUUCUUUUCCAUGGCUUUCUUUCCCCGCACUUCCUCAUCCUCAUCUGUUGGCCCCGCCCACGUCACAGCGAGCCAAUCGCAGCGGCGCGAGGCUACCGAUUGGACGGCGCAGGCGCAGAUCGUUUGCUCGACGGCGCGUUGUCGCUUUCUCGUUGCCAUGGCGACACGUGAGGAGGUGAUUUAGAAGCCCCUCCCUCCCGCCAUCGACCUGAUACUUUCCUGCAGGAGACCAAUCAAUGCUGUUUGUGCUGACUUCAGCAUUAUCCCCCCCUGCGUCGCCAUGGCAACCCUUGCACCUGCGCCCCGCCCCCUUCGCCCAGUUGGGGUCGAUGCUGCUUUGAUGGGAAAGUUGCGCACACAAAGUUUGUCCCGAGGCUGCAGUGGGAGCACGUGACGUCAUCAUCAUCAUCGUCAUCGUCACAAUGAGGGCCACAUCCCAGCAUGCACCUCCAACUCUCCUGUGCCUCUUUGACGCCACCUUCUGUCCACUUCCUGUGUCCAUAAGUGGCACUUCCUGUCCCCCAACAGAAAAAGCGUCUCUAUGCAACAGAACCACAACAGAAUAAAGACGCUCACACGCA
Nerophis lumbriciformis (worm pipefish) is the source of this 4645-nucleotide messenger RNA. NCBI's taxonomy places the organism in Eukaryota, Metazoa, Chordata, Actinopteri, Syngnathiformes, Syngnathidae. The record is from RefSeq and is a predicted model, not a curated record.